UAAGGCGGCAGUUUACACACAAGUCGCACACCCUCUCAAUAAAACAAGAACAGCGAAGAGAGAGCAACGAUUGUGUCAUCUUCGAAUGGCUAGAGAUAGCUGCUUAGCACGUGUCGGCGCCGGAGUUGCUGUCGGCGGUGCUGUCGGUGGUGCGGUCGGUGCUGUUUAUGGGACAUAUGAGGCUGUUAGAUAUAAGGUUCCAGGACUCCUAAAGAUAAGAUAUAUUGGGCAAACUACCUUAGGGAGUGCAGCAAUUUUCGGUCUUUUCUUGGGUGCGGGUAGCUUGAUACAUUGUGGGAAGUCUUACUAACUUUUUCUCUUGCUUUUUGGCAUUGAGAUUGUGUUAUUUGUGUUAUCAUAAGUACCUUUGGCCUUCAUGAUAUAUAUUGCAUCUUCUGUAUGAUGAGGAAUUCAGACACCUUUUUGUUUGUUUUUUUUUUUUUCUUUAGUUAUUUAAUGAAUUUUGACUGAAAUAAAAGUGACCUCGAAAAGAAGAGGACAUGUUACUUUUA
Mangifera indica (mango) is the source of this 512-nucleotide messenger RNA. RefSeq names its product reactive oxygen species modulator 1. Gene Ontology annotation, cellular component: TIM23 mitochondrial import inner membrane translocase complex. Bases 86 to 310 code for a protein of 74 amino acids. The record is from RefSeq and is a predicted model, not a curated record. Lineage: Eukaryota; Viridiplantae; Streptophyta; Magnoliopsida; Sapindales; Anacardiaceae. The transcript has 3 exons. Gene Ontology annotation, biological process: protein insertion into mitochondrial inner membrane; protein import into mitochondrial matrix.